AUGUCUUCCGACGGAAACAACGGCCCUGUCAUUAUCAAAGGCAUCCAAGAUGGCUUCGAAGGAGGUGAACCGCCCAUGCGGCUGGAGCUGCGCGACAUGGCCAACAAUCACCAGGAGCAAUGGACUCUUUUUCUCCUUGGACUAGAGCGGUUCCAAAAGGUUGAUGAAAAGGAACCACUAUCGUAUUUCCAGAUUGCGGGUAUCCACGGGUUGCCGGCGCAGAAGUGGCCGAACGCAGAUUGGAAUGAUGUGGGUUCCCAAUUUGACAAAGAGAAGUUGAAGACAGUCUUUGGUGGAUACUGCACCCAUACUUCCAUCUUGUUCCUCACGUGGCACCGUGUCUAUCUCGCCUUGUUUGAGGGAGAGCUGUACAAGCACGUCAACUACAUCGCACGCGAGUUCGAGAAAGAUGGGAAGCCGAAGUACAUCAAGGCCGCCAAGACCUUUCGACUGCCUUACUGGGAUUGGGCGGAACCUGAACUUCCAUUGUACCCGAAGGAAGCUCUGUCAGCAGAAGAGUACACUCCAGAGAGACCCAAGAGUCAGGAGGGAAAGCCGGACGAGUUUCCUAGAAAGAUGAACCCGCUGGCCCGAUAUGAGUUCGGAAAGUACUCCCAAUCCCAGAAGAAGCAGGAAUCCAACCUCAAUGAAAACAGAACCUCGAGAACCUUCGGUGGUAUCGAUGACAUCGCACGGAAGAAGGCUCUCAUUGAGUGGCUGAAUGAAUUCAAGGUCCCCACCAAAGGCAUGAACGUGUCUGAGAGAAUCAUCUUCCUUCUUCAGUCGUACACGGACUUUGGAGGUGUGUCAAACAAUGAACAUUUCGGUUCCCCUGACACUCGAUUCAAUAAUUGGGGUAGCAUCGAAGAUGUGCACAACGCUGUCCAUGUAUACGUUGGAAACUACAUGGGUAACGUCAAGAUCGCGGCUUUUGACCCCAUCUUCUGGCUUCAUCACGCCAAUAUUGACCGUAUCUUCGCCAUAUGGCAGGCCUGCAACCCUGGGAAAUACGUUACACCGCAAAAGUCUACAGGGAACACCGUCUUCCGGGCGAGAGGCGUGAAGGAGGACAAGGACACCUCGUUGCCUCCGUUUGCUCACUCUCUAAAAGAGGAUGGCAGCCAGGUCCUUUGGACAUCAGUCGCAGUGGAAAAAACCAAAGACUUCGGUUACGUCUAUCCCGAGACCCAGAGCAAGUUCAAGACCAGGAAUGAUGUUCUCAACGAGGUCGAUCGACUUUACAAGAAGAGAGCCUCCUUUGCCAACAUUUUGCGAACCCAGCCACUAGAAGCUCAGACAUUGCGUGUGCUUCAGGACCGUGCGAAGGCCCAUUUGGAGGUCUCUGGUACUGAAAGCGUCGAACUACCUGCCGGUCGCGAUCUCCGCAACUUGGCAGUCGGAAACAAGUAUCUCGAAUGGCUGGUCAACAUCAAGGCGAACAAACACGAGCUGGAUGGCAACUACAUUGUCAAUAUCUUCAUCGGCGAUCCCUCGGCCAGCACAGAUCCUCUUCUGUACAUGAAGGACCACGCUCACGUCGGAUCCUUUGCCACGUUCGGCCGGGACGAACACAGCUCGUGCGAGAACUGCAAGAAGGGCCGUGACGAAGAUCAGAGAAUUACUGGCCAGAUCCCUCUUACCAUCGCUCUUGUCGAGCGGUACUUGGCUGGACAGAUCGAGAGCCUUGCACCUGAGCACGUGGUUGCGUACUUGAACGACAACAUUCGAUGGAAGGUUACGCUUCCCAACGGAGAGCUGAGGUCGCCGGGGGACCUGAGGAACCUCCUUGUCUGCGUUGUAUCGAACGAGGUUACUUUCGACCCCAAUGACCCGACGGCAGUUCCAAAGUAUUCGGACGUUGUGACUGCUUACGAGAAUAUCACCAAUGAUAUUCCUGAGUCCUUCAAUACUGGUUAUGAUGGCCGCAAUUACUAG
Messenger RNA from Colletotrichum scovillei, 1935 nucleotides. RefSeq lists its product as uncharacterized. Gene Ontology annotation, molecular function: oxidoreductase activity. The transcript is spliced from 5 exons. NCBI's taxonomy places the organism in Eukaryota, Fungi, Ascomycota, Sordariomycetes, Glomerellales, Glomerellaceae. The record is from RefSeq and is a predicted model, not a curated record. Bases 1 to 1935 code for a protein of 644 amino acids.